Messenger RNA from Stereum hirsutum FP-91666 SS1, 2573 nucleotides. RefSeq names its product minichromosome maintenance protein mcm7p. The transcript has 9 exons. Gene Ontology annotation, cellular component: nucleus; MCM complex. NCBI's taxonomy places the organism in Eukaryota, Fungi, Basidiomycota, Agaricomycetes, Russulales, Stereaceae. The record is from RefSeq and is a predicted model, not a curated record. Gene Ontology annotation, molecular function: single-stranded DNA binding; single-stranded DNA helicase activity; ATP hydrolysis activity. Gene Ontology annotation, biological process: double-strand break repair via break-induced replication; DNA strand elongation involved in DNA replication; DNA replication initiation. The coding region runs from base 27 to 2405 and encodes 792 amino acids.
GGCUUUGCAUCUCGCGCUCUUGAGCUAUGUCUCUACCAGUCAUAAAUCUCGCCGGCCAAGUGAGCUACGAUCAGGAAAAGGAAACAAUCGAGACAUUCCUCAAAACAUUUGUCGGCACCGCGAAGGAUCUCACCAAUGGCAUGGCCGACAUGGAUCUCUUUGACGAUGACGACGAUGAUGGAACUGCUACCAGAACAAGAGGCUUGAAAUACAUGUCACAACUGCAACGAAUCGCGAACCGUGAACAGCAAAUGCUCGUGAUCGACCUGGAGGACGUCGUGAAGGCAAGUCAUGAGAAGACAGUUGCAGAACUUGCCUCGCGCAUCCAACAUAACACCCGGCGAUAUGUCAAACUGUUCAACGAGGUCGUCGACCGAGUCCUUCCCGACCCAACAAAGGACAUCAGUGACCAGGACGAAGUUAUCGACAUUAUUAUGCACCAGCGCCGCGAGCGUAACGAGCAUCUUGAUGGAGUGCAGAGCGGGUUCCCAGUUCAUCUUCUUCGACGCUACAACCUAUACUUCAGGCCCCUUCUCUCGGACGUUGCGAUGGCUGUGCGAGACGUUAGAGGCAUCCACCUAGGCAAGCUUAUCACUGUUCGUGGCAUCGUCACUCGCGUGUCAGAGGUGAAACCACUCCUCCUCGUCAACGCCUAUACCUGCGACCAUUGCGGUUCCGAGACGUUCCAGGAGAUUUCGAACAAACAAUACACUCCCAUAUUCGACUGUCAAAAUCAAGACGACUGUGUCAAAAACGGUAUCCAUGGGUCAUUGCACAUGCAGACGCGUGCAUGUCGGUUCAGCCCGUUCCAAGAGGUUAAAAUCCAGGAGAUGGCAGAUCAAGUACCAGUCGGCCACAUCCCGCGUUCCAUGACCGUCCACGUCAGCGGCAACCUCACUCGCACUAUGAACCCAGGCGAUGUCGUUCAUCUUGGUGGUAUCUUCCUUCCUAUACCCUACACCGGCUUCCAAGCCGUCCGCGCGGGUCUGCUCACCGACACCUAUCUCGAAGUCCACGACGUCCACCAGUUGAAGAAGCAGUACAGCGAAAUGGAAGAGACGCCCCAGAUUAUAGCUGCCAUCGAAGAACUCAAGGCCGACCCUGCGCUGUACGUCAAGCUCGCACUCAGCAUUGCACCUGAGAUUUACGGACACGUCGACGUCAAGAAGGCAUUACUCUUGCUUCUGGUCGGUGGUGUGACGAAGGAGAUGGGCGACGGCAUGAAAAUCCGUGGCGACAUCAACGUUUGCCUCAUGGGUGAUCCUGGUGUGGCCAAAUCUCAGUUGUUGAAGUAUAUUUCGAAGGUUGCUCCUCGAGGGGUGUACACGACGGGCAAGGGUUCGUCGGGAGUCGGUCUGACUGCCGCUGUCAUGCGCGAUCCAGUAACAGACGAGAUGGUUCUUGAGGGAGGCGCACUUGUUCUCGCAGAUAAUGGUAUUUGCUGUAUAGACGAGUUUGACAAGAUGGAGGAGGCCGAUCGAACCGCGAUCCAUGAAGUCAUGGAGCAACAGACGAUCUCCAUAUCCAAGGCAGGGAUCUCCACAACUCUCAAUGCACGCACAUCCAUCCUGGCUGCGGCCAACCCCCUGUACGGUCGAUACAACACCAAAGUUUCACCGGUCGAGAACAUCAAUCUUCCAGCUGCACUCCUCUCGCGUUUCGAUCUCCUCUUCUUGAUUCUCGACAAGCCAUCCCGAGCGGACGACGAACGGUUGGCGAAGCACGUCACACAUGUGCACAUGUUCAACACUCAUCCUGAGAUGGACUACGAACCUAUCGAGCCACUUCUCAUGAGACAUUAUAUCGCCCUCGCCCGCCAAAAGCGCCCCACAGUCCCCCACCAAGUCUCCAACCACAUCGUCGAAUCCUACGUUCGUCUGCGAAAGGUCUCCAAGGACGAAGAGGAAAAAGCCCACACUUACACCUCCGCCCGUACCCUCCUCGGUGUCCUCCGUCUCUCACAAGCCCUAGCAAGGCUUCGGCUGGCCGAAACCGUCGAGAUCGAUGACGUGGAGGAGGCUCUCAGAUUGAUGGAGGUCAGCAAGGAGACUCUCGCGGAUGAAGAGGACAAGGCGAAGGUUGGCCAAGACCGGAGCGCCACCAGCAGUAUCUUCCGAAUCAUCAAGGCCAUGGCCAAAGAUGCACGACCUGCGCGGAGGCGUAAGGCGCGUCGGAUGGGCCGGGGACCGAAUCGCGAGCGCGAUAUGGAUGACGACGAUUACGAGGACGGUGACGACGACGACGACGACUCUGGCCUGACGCUUCGGAUGGUGGAUGUCAGGUCACGAGUGCUCGAAGGAGCUGCGUUUACAGAGGCACAGCUCAUGGCUUGCAUUGCAGAAUACGAGAAUACCGAAGUUUGGAUGACAAUGGCCAACGGGACCAAACUGCGUUUCAACGAUUAGGGCUUCCGCUUCAUUCGUCUUAUUUCUUCGCUGUCUGCUGUCUUGCUUUCUUGUACUACGCGUUUUGUUUCAGGGUGUCUAUAUGUAGCCAGUAAUACCAUUUGUUCCCAUCCUAGCCAGUGCCAGAAAUCCGUGAUUAUUCUCCACGUCCUCAAAAGCGACGUUGAC